UGGCCAAAAGCCCUUGAAGUGCGCGGGCGCGGGCUGCUUUUACGGUGUACGGCGGGGUGGCCACAGCAUGGCCGCUCCCAAGCGGUUUCCGACGCUCGUUCAGCUGGAGCAGCGAGGGAAGCUCUUCGAGGUGCUUGGCAACCUCACCAAGCGGCCCUACUGGUUUCACUCCGAGUACCUGAAGAGCCCGAAGGCAGUUCACCUGGAGGCCUGGCUGGUGGAGGCGAUCUUCGGCCGGGGUGGAGAACAUAUCCCGCACGUCGAGUGUGUGUCACAGACCCUGCUUCACGUUCAUCAGUGGGACCCGGACGGCGAGGCUGAAAUCUUGAUAUUUGGCCGGCCUUAUUACCAGCAGGAUGUAUCCAAGAUGAUCAUGAAUUUGGCUGACUAUCACCGUCAACUCCGGGCGCGAAGCUCUGAGAAGGCUCCUGCCCGAGAGGCCGGGACCCAGCGAUCCCCCGACGCAGUCCAGGAGGCCGGGACCCAGCGAUCCCCCGACGCAGUCCGGGAGGCCGGGACCCAGCGAUCCCCCGGCGCAGUCCAGGAGGCCGGGACCCAGCGGUCCCCCAGCGCAGUCCAGCAGGCGGCGACCCAGCGGUCACCCGGGAAAGCCCGGGAGACGGGGACCCAGCGAUCCCCCAGCGUUGCUCGCGAGGCGGCGACCCAGCGGUCCCCCGACUCAGUCAGGGAGGCCGGGACCCAGCGGUCCCCCGACUCAGUCAGGGAGGCCGGGACCCAGCGGUCCCCCGACGCA
Odocoileus virginianus texanus is the source of this 754-nucleotide messenger RNA. NCBI's taxonomy places the organism in Eukaryota, Metazoa, Chordata, Mammalia, Artiodactyla, Cervidae. The record is from RefSeq and is a predicted model, not a curated record.